This is a messenger RNA of Leptinotarsa decemlineata (Colorado potato beetle), 3399 nucleotides long. Its product is annotated as putative ammonium transporter 2. Gene Ontology annotation, cellular component: plasma membrane. Lineage: Eukaryota; Metazoa; Arthropoda; Insecta; Coleoptera; Chrysomelidae. Gene Ontology annotation, biological process: ammonium transmembrane transport; ammonium homeostasis. Gene Ontology annotation, molecular function: ammonium channel activity. The record is from RefSeq and is a predicted model, not a curated record.
ACAGCCACCUACCUACUUUUAUUAAUUAAAUAUCUAGUAUAGUCUUUAUGUUCGGGGCGCCGCGAUAACCUUCAAAAAACAUAAAGGAGCCGUGAAUUCGAAAAGUUUGAGAAACACUGCACUAAGCCCUUAUAUGAUAUUGUGGAGCUAUUUGGUAGGGCUUAUUUAAAAGUAAAAAAGGGUGAGAUAGCAGCCAACGGAACAAGAUGCAGUUGAAGAUGGUUGCACAGUCGACGUUACACCAAUGACAAGUUUCCAACCUUCAGAAGAAUUGAUGGCCAAUCUUAGAACACCUCUGAUGAUAGUAAGCCUUUAACUGAAGUUUCUACAUCCAGACAAGAUACAAAUAUUGAACUUGUGCCCUCAACUUCCGGAAUUUCUCACAGUAGUUUCUCCAGUACCAAAAAAGAAAAGUAAACCUUCUGAAAGAGAGAAAAAAACAUCUGUUGCAGCAGUCAUCACAUCUUCAUCUUACAAGAACGACCUCAUAGAAAGAAAGAAAAUAAAUGUCCAAAGAAAAAAAAUCCAGAACCAGAGUAUGAUGCCUGAAUUUAUGAUUUUUGCAAAAAAUUUGUGUUCCUUUCUAUGUUAUACCAAUGUUUCCAAAGAAUAUCGUUUAAGUCAAAGUUAAAAUUUCAUAGUGUUUAUAGUAUUCCACACAUGGGGUACCUAUUCCACAUUUAGAUGCCUUUAUCAUUAUUUAGUUUUUUAUUUAAAUUUUAUUUAAAAUUAGUUAAUGUAACCAACACUUGUUACAAAAUGAAGCGUAAAUAUAUGAUUAUUAUUAAUGACUACAAAAUGUUUUUUAUUUGUAACUUUUGGGCAAAUUAUGUCUAAUAAACAAAGUAGUAUUACAUAUUUGGUCACUCUCCUCUACUGUGUCCAAUCGAGGGUUGACGUAAAAGUAAACUGCAAACAAAAUAUUGUUGGAAAGAAGUUGCCAUGAUGUUAAUUUCAACCUCUUCGAGGUAAAUUCUGACUAUCUGUGCAACAUAGGAUCUGGCGUUGUCUUGCAUUAGUAAGACAUUUUCGCCGAUAUAAGGGGCGAAUGGUACUACGUGUUGCUCCAAGAUCUCCAUUGCAUACCUUUAAGCUGUAACGGACCCAUUGUGUAUAACCACGAGGUCCGUAUGUGCGGUCAAAGAAAUAGUAUCCCACGCCAUAAAGGAGCCUCCACCAAAUAAUGUGGUUUGUGAAAAGUUACAUAUCGUUCAUUGGGACGUCGUAACACACGUCUGUCGUUAUUGUGUAAACAAAAUCGGGACUCAUCGGUGAACAACACUCGUACCCAGUCAGCCUCUAACCAAUUGACGUGUUCCCUGGCAAAACGUACUUAGUCUCACCUCACGAUUGUCUGCAGUUAAUAGAGGGCCCCGGGCUGCAAUCCUAGGUGUUAUAUGUUGUACUUCCCAAGUCGCUGGCGAACAGUUUCCGUAGUGAUUUGUAUAGCAUGCACGUUACGAAACUGAAUUUGUAGACUUUGAUGUGUAACAAAUCGUUGUCGAAGUGCUAAAAUCCUCAAACAUCCAUCCUGAAUAGGGGUAGUUACUCGAUUUCGUCCUUACCCUGAUCUACGAGCAUGAUCGCAUGUUUCACGGAAUCUUUGCAAGAUACGUGUGAUGUAUGUGUGGGACACAUUGAAUUGAGGAGUAAUUCGUCGGUAACUCCAGCCUUCUUCCAAAGUAUUAGUGCUUGGGCACAUUCAUCACGGGUUAAAUUACGUGAUUGACGCUCCAUAAUAAAUACAAAAAAGAAUCCUUUAGAAGUAAACAGUAGGUAAUCGAAUAAAUACACGUCUUAAACUCGUUCAGAUUUGCGAACUAAAUAGGUGGAAGUGCAGCUUUUGCCAGUGCGCUAAUGUUGGGACCCCGUCUGGGAAGGUACGAUGCUGGAAUUGCCCCUUUACCUUUGGGGAAUCCUGUGAACGCUGUUAUGGGUCUUUUCGUAUUAUGGUGGGGUUGGUUGGCAUUCAAUUCAGGUAGUACUUAUGGGUUGAGUGGUGAAAAAUGGCAUUAUGCCGCUAGAGCAGCAGUCAUGACGAUGAUGUCUACUUUUGGAGGCGGUACAGCAAGCAUUUUUUAUACUAUGAUCAAAAUGAAAGGAAAAAUUGAUGCUAUCGAUAUUAUUAAUGGAAUUCUUGGAUCUCUUGUGUCCAUAACAGCAGGAUGCUUCCUUUAUAAAGGUUGGGAAGCAGCCUUAAUUGGGACUAUCGGAUCUCUAUUAGUAUGUGGCUCUAUGCCUCUUUUUGACUUGGCAGGCGUAGAUGACCCUGUUGGAGCCAGUGCUGUCCAUGGCGUUGGGGGUAUUUGGGGAAUUAUUGCAGUAGGAAUAUUUGCUGAAAAUCCUUAUCCUCUGGGUACAACGAAUGGAAGAAGCGGUUUAAUAAAAGGUGGAGGCUGGUAUCUCUUUGGAGUCCAAUGUCUAACAGCCCUUUGCUUACUAUCUUGGGGCAUUAUAUCAACUGUAAUUUUAUUAUGGAUAAUAAAUAAAUUCAUAACAAUCAGAAUGGAUGUCCACGUAGAACUGUUGGGUGCAGACUUAACAGAACAUUUGGUCAAGCACGGACAAGUAAAUGUAGUAGGGGUUUCCCGGGCUCUUUCUGCUUUCCGACCAGUUCUUGAUACUACUGAUGUAGAACAAUUGAAUAAUGUAGGGUUGAAUCCGGGACACGAUAAACACCUGGAAAUGGUAAAAACAAUGGCUAAAAAGAAGAGAUACACGUUAUCGAAAAUUUUGAGACAAGUAACCAAAAACAAAAAUUUAGGGAUCAAUGUUGCCAAGAAUUUAUUUCCAAAAAAUAAAACUCAUCCGAGAAGAUUAUCCAAAAGAUCCACUGAGAAUUUCAAAAUGAAAGUGACAAAUCUUUGUAAUGAAACUGAUUAUGGAAUAACCCCUCAUGUUGCGUGGUUGGAAUAAUUUUUAUUUAUUACUAAUCAAGUCAUGAAAAUAGUGUAGCAAGCGCCAAAAGUGAUGGCGAGCGUGCCCCCAUGCGCACAAACUAAUUUUUAAUGUAACUCCCACUACAGCUCUUGCAAGACAUACAAAUGCUUUGUACAGAGGGGUAUCAUUACUUGUCCUCCAAUGCUGUUGGCGUUUGGCAUUGUUUGAAUAAUUUGUGGUGUUUCUGAAAAAGUGUCAUCGCCUAGCAAAAGUUUAUUUUUGGAUAAGUGUUUUAUUAUAUAACAUUUUAAUGAACUGUACUACUACCUAUAAUACUAAAUGAAAUAUGAAAAGAAAUUACGAUGAAGUCAUCUUCCAUUUAUUACCCUAAUUAAAACUAAUUAUAGGUACGACACUGGCCGGCAAGGAGCUUAUCGUAAUCCAAUAGUUAUUUAGUUUAGUAUACCUGCGCGAUCGCUCGCCAUCACGUACUCUUGGUAAUCUCAAAUGAAGUUUACA